AUGACGGGCCUCUGGGUAAGUGAAACAUUUUAUAGAGAUACGGAGAAAAUAGGAGUCAGAAAAGAAGCAAAGACCAUAGCUGAUUACAUUCACAAUUUUAAACUGGAUAAUGAACCACAGGAACAUGCAUUUCACCCAAGUUUUUCGAUAGAUGAACUCUUCAAUAUGAAUGACAGCACAAUACCAAACGGGUAUUGCAUUUUUACGGACGGGUCAAAGUCAGAAACAGGAGUGGGCAGUUCAAUUGUAGUGAAAAAUAACGACAAAAACAUCUAUCAAGCCAGAUUCAAACUAGAGAACCAUUGCACAGCAAAUCAAGCGGAAUCAUUUGCAAUAUUUAGGGCUCUUAAAUGGAUUAAUGAAAACAGACAGAAAUAUAACAUCACCAGGGUCACGAUUCUCAGUGACAGCAGAGUGGCACUACUUCAGAUUAAAAAGUUGAACAUCAAACUGGUUGUGGUAAGGGAAAGCAUCAACAUUCUUAAACAACUUAAACGGAAAAUAACUAUUAAUCUAAAUUGGAUAAAAGGACAUGCAAACAUACAAGGAAACGAAAGGGCGGACCUUCUGGCCCGCACUGCCACCAAAGGAACAAACAUCUGCUAUUAUAACUACACUCCUGUCACCUGGUUAAAAAAGAAAAUUAGGGAACACAUCUGGUAUAGAUGGCAGAAAAGGUGGGAUGAGGGUACCACAGGAAGAAUAACACAUGACUACAUUCCAGAUGUACAACACCGAAAUAAAAACAGAUUUUUCUUGCCUAACUUCAACACUACACAACUGUUGACAGGACAUGGCAACUUCAGAAAUUACCUAAAAAGGUUUCUGAAGAAGACAGACGGUAUAUGUCAAUGUCUCUUACAGGAAGCAGACACACCAGAACACAUCAUUUAUCUUUGUCCAAACUUCAGGAAUCAAAGGAAAACAUUAAUAGACAGGGUUAACGAAGAAAACGAACUUUGGCCAUGCCAACUUAAAAGCUUUAUUAAUAAUAAGAAAUUAUAUAAAGCAUUCAAUGACUUUGCUAAAAGCAUCAACAUACUUAACUGA
This is a messenger RNA of Centruroides sculpturatus (bark scorpion), 1050 nucleotides long. RefSeq lists its product as uncharacterized. The record is from RefSeq and is a predicted model, not a curated record. Gene Ontology annotation, biological process: DNA replication, removal of RNA primer. Gene Ontology annotation, molecular function: RNA-DNA hybrid ribonuclease activity; nucleic acid binding. The coding region runs from base 1 to 1050 and encodes 349 amino acids. The transcript has 2 exons. Lineage: Eukaryota; Metazoa; Arthropoda; Arachnida; Scorpiones; Buthidae.